AUGGAGAAUAGCAGAGUAUUAUCAAUUCAAUCUUGGGUGUGUCAUGGUUAUGUAGGAAAUAAAUGUGCGGUGCUUGCAUUGCAGCAUCUUGGUGUAGAGGUUGAUCCGAUCAAUACGGUUCAGCUAUCAAACAAUACAGCCUAUUCUAGUUGGAAAGGUGAAACAUUGUCGUCAAGCAAACUGUUAGAGAUAUACGAUGCAUUGGACCACAACAAGAUUGCAGACUAUACACAUGUACUCACUGGCUACAACAACAACGCAGAGACAUUACGAUCAGUAUUAAAGAUUGUAAAGAGUUUAAAGGAAAAGAAUCCAUCGCUCAUCUAUGCAUGUGACCCGGUAUUGGGUGACAAUGGCAAGUUGUAUGUGCCAGAGGAUUUAGUUUCUGUAUAUCGUGAUGAAGUCAUUCCACAUGCAGACUACCUAUUCCCAAAUCAAACUGAAGCAGAAUUAUUAACAGGAGUACAAAUUAAAAAUGAAAGUGAUGCAUUGAUUGCAGUCGAUAAAUUACAUGCUAUCGGUAUAAAGAAUGUAGUGAUUACUAGUUUAUUCUUGGACGAGACACAAAAGAAUAUAAUGAUGUUGGGAAGUCAAAAAGGAGGUUCUCGAUUUAAGAUUAUAGUUCCCAAGUUUGAAGGAUACUAUACGGGUACUGGCGAUUUGUUUAGUUCGCUGUUACUGGGCUGGAGUGCAACUGAACCAAACCUAGCGGUCGUAUGCGAGCGUGCCGUUUCCACCUUGUACAAUAUCCUCAAAGUCACACAUGAAGCCAAGGCUAUCAUCCCCAACGCUAAAAAUAUUGAAUAUCACGAAUUACGUUUGGUACAAGCACGUCAUUUCAUUGGAUCAAAAGAAAACAGCAACCAUGAGCGAGUUUGUUUAAGAAAGAACAACUAUAUUAGUUUCAAUUUAGCACCCCCAACGAUGGUGGGUGAGACAUGCGCCUCGGUCAAGGGCAAAGAUCUGUGGGCUUCCAUACCUUCCCACCACUACUCCGACCAACUCAACUCACCCCAGAUUCAAUCAUAA
Molecule: messenger RNA, 1029 nt
Organism: Cavenderia fasciculata
Lineage: Eukaryota; Evosea; Eumycetozoa; Acytosteliales; Cavenderiaceae
Gene: pykA
Product: pyridoxal kinase
Exons: 3
Coding region: 1-1029 (342 amino acids)
Biological process (GO): pyridoxal 5'-phosphate salvage
Cellular component (GO): cytosol
Molecular function (GO): pyridoxal kinase activity
Source: RefSeq, a predicted model, not a curated record